This is a messenger RNA of Labrus bergylta (ballan wrasse), 1561 nucleotides long. The record is from RefSeq and is a predicted model, not a curated record. NCBI's taxonomy places the organism in Eukaryota, Metazoa, Chordata, Actinopteri, Labriformes, Labridae.
UUUCUGAACUUCAAGGACCCCCAUGCAGGAAACACAUAGAGAAGGAGAGGGAGACCGUGGUGAGGAGAAUGAUAGAGAGCCACCCACUGACAGGGACAGCGUUCCAGUGAGGCCUGAAACAUCUGUAGAGAGUGAAGUAGAACCAGUAGUGAUUGAAAACUGGAAGAUUAUUAAAGAACCAACUCUGGCUGCCCAAGUUUUCAAAGAUAAUCUACUAAGUGAACAUGCAACCGGGAAGCCUCUUAAACUGAAACUGGAUGUAAGGGAGCGUGAGGAGGACAGGGAACGGGCACUUCUCUCAUUCUAUAAACAGCAACAGGAAUGGGCAUGUCCACUUCAUUGUACCCUUGAUGGAGGAGUGGGCCAAACUCUGCUAUUUGAAGGUGAGCCUGACCAUCUCGUUCCAGCUGCAUCAGAGGUGCUUAUUGAGAGCAACCUCUUCCGGGUUGCAGGAAGGAUGAUAGCCCACUCCUUUUUGCAUGAUGGCCCCCAUGUCACCGGAUUAAGUCCUGCUGUUAUUCAUGUACUGUUCAAUGGGGAUCCUGAAAUGGCAACAAUUGUUGUCGAGGACUGUCCUGAUCUGCACAUCAGGAGUAUUAUAACAAUGCUUGAACUUGAAGAACUUACUCAGGAACAGAAGGACACAGUGUCAGAUCUUUCCCUGUCUUGGGAUCUCCCAGCAGUCACUAAAACGAAUCAGAGGUGGCUACAUAACAAACUUCUAGUACACGCGGUCAUCGGGAGGACCAUGCGCCAAAUUAAACAGUUGAGAAAGGGAUUGAAAGAUGUGAUGCUAUGGCCCCUGCUGACAUCAAGGCCAGAUGUUGUCCCACUUCUUUUUCUGAAAAUGGCAGGAAUGCAGUUUGUACCCCAGAUGUUCCUAGACAAAAUCACAUGGCCUGUGGAGGACAGUGAUGAUGAAGAACUUGACAUUGAGUGCAAGUGCCGCAUCACUGGUUUUCUACGGAUGUUCAUUGAAACAGCUUCAUCAGAUACUCUGGCUCAGUUGCUGAAGUUCUGGGUCGGCUGGGAAAUGCUCCCUCCAGAACUCAAAGUGGAGUUUUCCGGGGGAACCUUCCCAUCAUCCUCCACAUGCUUUGAAACACUGAAGCUGCCAGCUCAUUACAACACCUACAAAGACUUUGAGGAAGCACUUGUUGCUGCCAUAGACAGUGCACACACUGGAUUUGCUCUUGUUUAAGUAUUUUCAGGCAAUGAUGUUGCUGUGCUUUUAUUCAGUAGAAAAAGGUCAAUUUGAGUGAAGUGAGUUCAGUGUUUUUCUAACAUUUCAAAUACAGUGCAGUAUUUUCUUUCCCUGAAAAUGACACUGCUUUGUUGUUGCUCUUCUGUCAACUGUUUGAUACUUCAGUGUGCAUCACCUUGCUGUCCUUGCCUGUUGUCAUUGGCUACAUGAGGUUGUUGAAAUAUCUCUUGAUGCUAGAAAAAUUGGUUUUAUUUGCAUUAAAACAGCAUAUUAUUAUUUCAGAUUUUUAUUGACAAAUCAAGUUAACUAAUUCAUGAGUGACAUUUGCACAAUAAAUAAAAUAAAAGGCCUGCUUAA